Jaculus jaculus (lesser Egyptian jerboa) is the source of this 1307-nucleotide messenger RNA. RefSeq lists its product as uncharacterized. NCBI's taxonomy places the organism in Eukaryota, Metazoa, Chordata, Mammalia, Rodentia, Dipodidae. The transcript is spliced from 4 exons. The record is from RefSeq and is a predicted model, not a curated record. The coding region runs from base 1 to 1023 and encodes 340 amino acids.
AUGGGUAACCCUGUCUCUGCCUCUCAGAUCAUCCUACUAUUACAGAAGUCUACAGAGUACGAGGCUCGCAAUGCUGCCAGUAGCUCAGAGGCACAGACACAAACCGCUCCUCAGAGCAGGCAGGUGGGUAAGGCCAAGCCUGGGAGCAAAAGUCAGCUCUCAAGAGCUCCGGCAACCAGCAACCAGCACUGUUUCUAUGUAAACAGGAAGAAGGCUGGUUUGGAUCAGCAAAGACCAGUUGGCAAGUGUUUCGAAUGCAGUGUCUCCAUCUUGACCAGGAAUGUUUCGGCCUGGACAAUUCGAGAGUGCGCAUCGCACAUCCUACACACGCCUCCUCCAGCUGGGCUCCCGCGACCUCAGCGGGGCGAGGGGGAGCGGGCCGGCCGGCCGGGGCGAGGGCACGGCCGCAGCCCGGGCGCCGCGGAGGGCCGCCGGCCUGGCCCCCGGGGUCCGCGUCCCGAGCGGCUGAGCACUCACCGAGCCGGGCGGCCAGGGCCCGAGGGGCGCCCGCGGCUAGCCGGAGCGCAGCGGCUCCUCCCUUCGCUCUUGGUAGCGUCGGUCCGUACUCCCGGUGACCCAGGACGUCAUGAUGUCUCGUCUGUUUUCUCAAUGAUAACUUGGCAGAAGAGGAGACAGGCUGCCAGGUUCUCCUCGGGUGGUUGCGUGGGUGACAUUCAAUGCCAACUGCUCCCUUUUGACCGGCGCCAACCCCCGCCUGGGCAAAAUAAAUUUGAGGGGGAAAAAAGAAGAAGAAGAAGAAGAAGAAAAGAAAAGGAAAGGAAAGGAAAAGGAGAAGAACCAGGGGAGGGGGAGGGGAAGGACGAGCCCCUCCAGGCCCAGUGCCGUGCGAGCAGAUCCCAAGCCUGCCCGACCCACCUUCCGGCCCUGCAGACCUAUCUUCCUUCUACCCACCGGGCCCAGGCGCCACCGGGACAGCGGGCGCGUCCACCCAGGGCCCCACGCGGGUUCGUGGCUCACACUUGCCGACUUGCACCCCUCCGAGGUUGCACAGUCAGUGUGUAGGCCUCGCACAACUGCAGCUAUUUUUGUCUCCCAGAGGUUUUUUUUUUUUCUUUAAAGCCUUUAAAAAAAAUUUGAGGAGGGGGAAGGGAAGAAGGCGACAGGAAUAGAAGUACAAGACUAUAUUUGAGGGGUUCUAAGGGCACAUCAGAAAUUUGGGGGGGGAGGGGAAAUCCUAGAAUCUGACUCACCACCAGGGGAGUUUGGAAGGGCAAAAAGGGUAACCAGCUUUGCUAGAGUUAUUCUACAAUAGCAGUAAAUAAAUAAAUAACUUUUAAAAAAUAAUA